AUGUUCCCGAGUGAUCCUGUAUCCGUAGUUGUCGCCGUCCUCGGCGGCCUGUUCCUCCUCCGUGCCGGGCUAUCCUUCAAGUGCCUGCUCUACCUCCUCGGGCGGUGGUGGUCGUGGUUGGACGAGCACACGCAUGCUUAUCAGCACUUCGAGAUCCCGCGAUACACCGAGAGCGGGCUGGAGAACCCCCUCAUUCGCCACGCCACCGCCUAUGUCGCUUCCCUUUCCUCCCAUGAGUGCGCUGUCGCUAUCGUCUCAUCUGGCUACGAGCCCAAUGAGUUCUCUGUCCACCCCGCCCCCGGUCACCCUGUGCCCGACUCCUUUCUCGGCUGCCGCCUCUCCUGGUCUGCCACUGGUGGAGGGGACCGCCUCGUCCUUCGCCUCCGUCGCCAGGACUGCUCACGCGUCCUACGCCCCUACCUCCAGCACGUCGAGUCCGUGGCCAAGAACCUCGAGCUCCGUCGGCGCGAGACCAAUCUCUUCGUCAUCUCCAGAGGGGGCGGGGAAAGUGGAGAGCCGAGGUGGAGGCCGGUGGCGCCUUUCACACAUCCGGCGAGGCUCGAUACGGUGGCGAUGGACCCGGAGGUCAAGGCCUGGGUGCGUGCCGACCUCGAGGCGUUCCUCAACGGGCGGGCCUACUACCACCGCGUCGGCCGCAACUGGCGGCGGAGCUACCUCCUCCACGGCCCCCCGGGGACGGGGAAGACCUCCUUCGCCGCCGCCAUUGCCAACUUCCUCUGCUACGACGUCUACGACCUCGACCUGGCCCUCGUCUCCGACGGCAUAGACCUGAAGGCCCUCCUCCUCGCCACGGGCACCCGGUCGGUGAUCCUCGUCGAGGACCUCGACCUCUACCUCAGCGCAAAGGGAGGCCACGAAGGCAACUCGAGGCACGCCAGGAUGCUGAACUUCAUGGACGGCAUCUUAUCGUGCUGCGGCGACGAGAAGGUGAUGGUGUACACAAUGACCAGCAUAGAAGCGGUGGCCACGGCGGUGCUGCGGGAGGGUCGGCUCGACGUCCACAUCCACUUCCCGAUGUGUGACUUCCAAGCAUUCAAGACGCUGGCGAGAAUCUACCUGCGGCUGAACGACCACAAGCUGUAUCCGAUGGUGGAGGAGGUGUUCCAGAGCGGCGCAAAGAUGAGCCCGGCGAAGGUCGGCGAGAUCAUGAUCGCGAACAGGGGGUCACCGAAGCGGGCGCUGAAGUUGGUGAUCACGGAGCUGCAACAUUUGUCGUCGGCGCCGAACUUGGGACAACAACUGCUUGAGCGGAAGGACCGCGGCGGCGAUGGGCCGGUGGCAGAGGACGACCCACCGACCGUGAGGGAGAUCGGAAGAUGGUGUGGGGUAAUCAGGACAAGGAGUAGGCGGCUUUGUUGACGCCGGUGAAGCUGGCGGCCGCCUCAGAUUGGACGUCGGAUAAGUUGGAUCCCAUCGAAGACUUACUGAUCUUUGGGUCGUUUAGCUCAGAUCAGAACACUCGCCCGUUUGUUCUUACUAUAUAUUCAUCCAAUAAUAAUUGAUUGAUUUUUUUUUUUCUCUCAGGAACUAUAGAUGACAAAUGAUUUGAUCUCAGGGUGUUGCUACAAGGAGAAUAUUUUAUGUAUUUAUU
Messenger RNA from Musa acuminata subsp. malaccensis (wild Malaysian banana), 1612 nucleotides. RefSeq names its product AAA-ATPase At2g46620-like. NCBI's taxonomy places the organism in Eukaryota, Viridiplantae, Streptophyta, Magnoliopsida, Zingiberales, Musaceae. Gene Ontology annotation, molecular function: ATP hydrolysis activity; ATP binding. The record is from RefSeq and is a predicted model, not a curated record.